AAGGCUGGGACUUUACUCCAGCGGCUGCGGCGGCAAACGAGUCAGAGCUCCAUCAACUGCUCCAGGCGCCGCGCCCCGAAGCUGAGACACGAUGAGCGGCAGAGUCGGUGACCUGAGCCCCAAACAGGAGGAGGCAUUGGCCAAGUUUCGAGAAAAUGUCCAGGAUGUGCUGCCCACCCUGCCCAAUCCAGAUGACUACUUUCUUCUUCGAUGGCUCCGAGCCCGAAGCUUUGACCUGCAGAAAUCAGAGGCCAUGCUCCGGAAGCAUGUGGAAUUCCGGAAGCAAAAGGACAUUGACAACAUCAUCAGCUGGCAGCCACCAGAGGUGAUCCAACAAUAUCUGUCAGGCGGCAGGUGUGGCUAUGACCUGGAUGGCUGCCCUGUGUGGUACGACAUCAUUGGGCCUCUGGAUGCCAAAGGUCUGCUAUUCUCCGCCUCCAAGCAGGACCUACUCAGGACCAAGAUGAGGGACUGUGAGCUGCUUCUGCAGGAGUGUGCCCACCAGACCACAAAGCUAGGGAAGAAGAUAGAGACUAUCACCAUGAUUUAUGACUGUGAGGGACUCGGUCUAAAGCACCUCUGGAAACCUGCAGUGGAGGCCUAUGGAGAGUUUCUCUCCAUGUUUGAAGAAAAUUAUCCCGAAACACUGAAGCGUCUGUUUGUUGUGAAAGCUCCCAAGUUGUUUCCUGUGGCCUAUAACCUCAUCAAGCCCUUCCUAAGUGAGGACACUCGUAAGAAGAUUAUGGUCUUGGGGGCAAACUGGAAGGAGGUUUUACUCAAACAUAUCAGCCCUGAACAGUUGCCUGUGGAGUAUGGAGGCACUAUGACCGACCCUGAUGGAAACCCCAAAUGUAAAUCCAAGAUCAACUAUGGGGGUGACAUCCCCAAGCAAUAUUACGUGCGAGACCAGGUGAAGCAGCAAUAUGAGCACAGUGUGCAGAUUUCCCGAGCCUCCUCCCACCAAGUGGAGUAUGAGAUCCUUUUCCCAGGUUGUGUCCUCAGGUGGCAGUUUAUGUCGGAGGGAUCAGACGUGGGUUUUGGAAUUUUCCUGAAGACCAAGAUUGGGGAACGGCAGCGAGCAGGGGAGAUGACAGAGGUGCUGCCCAGCCAGAGAUACAAUUCCCACAUGGUCCCUGAGGAUGGGACCCUCACCUGCAGUGAGCCAGGCAUCUAUGUCCUGCGGUUUGACAACACUUACAGCUUCAUCCAUGCCAAGAAAGUCAGUUUCACUGUGGAGGUCCUGCUUCCAGACAAAGCAGCAGAGGAGAAGAUGAAUCAGCAGGGGGCAGUCACCCCCAAAUAACAGCUCCUCCUGUAGCAAGCCUGCCCCCUCUCAGUGUCUUCCUGGCAGUUUCUUUGUAGUAGUCACUCUCCCACAACCCAGUAGCCUGAAGAAACUGAGCUGGAGGGAAGACUUCAAACUGGACAGGAGACUCCCGUCCAGAAUCCAAAGAGGACAAAUGGCUAGAGUGGGCCCUUUUCAUCAGACUACUAAGGGGUCUCUAGAGACUGGCUGUAAUGAUAUCUACCCUGGAGACUUGCCAACUUCACCUGUCCGGUGACAGCUGAGACAGGGAGCAGAAGGGUACACAGGAUGGCAGCAGGGAAGAAAUUAGAAGAAAAUGAGAUGUCACACUCAGGGAAGCCAGCUGCUGGGAGACACUUGCUCCUAAAUGAACAUGGAACAAACCUCCAUGGUCGUAAUGAUGGUUGCAAGGGAGCAGGCUGCUAGGCAGGUGAUGGGAAUCCAGAGCUCUUCCAAACUUUUUGUAAAAGGCUGGAGUAUCCACCCCCUCCACCCCGACCCCUCAAGUCUCGGGUGGCCCAAGUCAGCACUGGAAGGCAAGAGGAGGGCCUCUCUCUCCCCUUGAGAACAUCACCAACUCCUAGGCCCCACUGGCUGCCUGUUUAAUUACUAAUGGUUGCCAGUGACUCAGAGUUUUGUGAAACUUUGCUACCUAGCCACUGUUGUCCAGUGAAAAAGAGAAACUUUCCAAAAGCACAAGGGUAAUUACCUUCGGGGAUCACAGAUCUGAAAGGGCCAAGGAGGCCUCUAAGCAAGCCUCCACUUGAUCAACCCUACACAAAAAUGAGAAGUGGGAGUAAGACAGAGGGCAUUUCCCAGUCUGAGUCUCCUGAAUGACUUGAGGGCUUGGCAGGCCUUCUCUGUGGAGGCGUGCAACGGCAGCAGUGGGUUCCCCUUGCCUGUGAAUGCAGGUAGCCAGGGAGGGAGGCUGCCCGGGAAAGUGGCCAUAGGCCAGACAAGCAUCUGAGCCAGGGGAAGGGGCGACCACAGGAGGCCUUGCAAUAGCAGCUCUUGACCCUACACAACUUGCGAGCAAACGCCAGGUUACGGACUGCCCAGAGUUCCGGAACGCGGCCCCAGGCCCUUCCGGAGUCCCCCCUUCUCCUUGGAAAGAGACCCCGGCCCAGCCUGAGGACUUGUCUCACCAAGCACAGGGAGCUCUCGGCAGGGCAGGGCUAGCGACCGGAGGGUCGAGGCUACUCAGGAUCUAGUCGCACAUCUCAGGAGCAUGUCCUGGCCUUGGUUUACAAUGAUGUUAAGUACAUUAACUAAUGAAUAAAGCAAUUUUCAGAGCAAAGGGAGUAGAAUUUACUGCCCAUCGCCGGUUUCCUAGCAGCCUGUCAUUUUAGGUCCAAACUUGACCUUCUCAGAAGCCAAGUAACAGACUCCUGCUGAAAUAACACACAGACAUAGGCGGUCUGUUCCUCUCCUCUCGCGUGAACUUUCCCCGAUGUCCUGUCUUGUGAUUGGUUCAGCCGGUGAGUGUCGUCCACCAUCUUUGUUCAUGGCAUGAAGAUGCUCCCGACAGCCUUCACGGUGAGGGCGGAGACCCCGCCCUAUUCGGUGAUUCCAGACCUUGCCGGGUGGUUCGUCCGCGACAACCCGCAGCGGGCGCGGGCGAGCGUGUGGUAGUGAAUGCUGGCAUGCCUCCCAUUUACACACGAACUCAGGCUCAGAGAAAUACAGCUUUGCUAUACGUCGCACACCUGAGAAGAUACCAUCCUGAUUGAAACCCUGGCCUGGUUAGUUCCCAAAACUAACUAUGCC
Cricetulus griseus (Chinese hamster) is the source of this 3073-nucleotide messenger RNA. The record is from RefSeq and is a predicted model, not a curated record. NCBI's taxonomy places the organism in Eukaryota, Metazoa, Chordata, Mammalia, Rodentia, Cricetidae.